UCUCGGCUUCCGUUCAACUUGUGGUCACAACGACAAAGCGAAAAUAAAAAGGAUAGCAAUUAGCUAGCCAGCUAAUCUCUUGCAUGACUCAGUCGCUGUACAUUUCACAGGUUUAUGAAAAAAAUGGAUAUGGUCAGGGGACCGGGCUGAAUUUAGAAACGGAUUUGGAGUUUUUCAAGUUGAAUUUCACCAGUCUAUGCAUCAGCAUUGCCAUGGAUAAAUCUCAGUGAUGGAGUCCCAGAGGAAAAGCUCUGGUGAGGAGGACAGUUCAGGGGAGCGAGGGUCACUCCACACCUGGAAGGGCUACUCCUAUAGUGUCACCCCAGAGAGAGUGCUCCUGUCCAGGCCUGUGCUGCAGGCUGCCCUGGGAACACGCCAUGGGGUUCUACUGGUGGAGGGCGGGCAGGUGUACAGCUUCGGUGAGUUCCCAUGGAAACAGAGCCAGGUGUUGGAGGUGGGCCCCCUGAAGCCUGUCCUAGAGAGCGCUCUCAGUGGCCAGCGUGUGGUUGCCGUGGCAGCGGGCAGUUUCCAUAGCGGGGCGCUUACCGAGGAUGGCGGGGUCCACAUGUGGGGGGAGAACUCGUUCGGCCAGUGUGGCCUGUCCAGCCUCACUGUAGUCCCCAACCCUACUCCAGUGGCUAUCAUGGACCCCGACACCAGCCCCCCCCAUACCAUCCGGGUCCUGGAGCUGGCCUGCGGGGAGCAGCACUCCCUUGCUCUCUCUGCCCAGCACGAGGUGUGGGCCUGGGGCAGCGGCUGCCAGCUGGGCCUGGUCACCACCAUCUUCCCGGUUUGGAAGCCCCAAAAGGUGGAGCACCUGGUGGGCAGACAUGUCCUUCAGGUGGCCUGUGGGGCCUUCCACAGCCUUGCCUUGGUGCGUUGCCUACCACCUCAGGAGUCCCGGCGGCCCCUGCCAGACAAGUGUGGCCAGUGCAACCAGCUGCUCUACACCAUGACGGACAAGGAGGACCACGUCAUUAUCUCAGAUAGUCAUUACUGCCCCCUAGGGGUGGAGUUGCUGGCUGAAGGAGAGGCCAGGCUGGGGCCUGGAAGGUCCCCUCCACUAGGGCUUCUGAGCUCCCCUUCAGAGCCCCUCCUCUCCUCUCAUACCUCUGCCUCAGCGCCAGGUCCCCAUCCAUCCAUAACAGAACAUACAGACUAUGAGAGGGGGAGGACAGUGGCACAGAAUGGGGAAGUCUUGACCACCACAGAUGCUGACAUCUCUGCUUCUGGGACAGACUCUGAUCGAUGUGUGGGGGGUGCAGGGUCUCGGAACUCCCCCUACCCUGAUGAUCAGGCAGUGAAAGAAUAUCUCAAGAAACUAUCUGACACCUCUUUGGCUGAGGAGACUGCCAAGAUGACCAUAGCAGGAGCAAGUUUUCUGCCCCCAGCAGAUAGCCUUGACCUCCUGACCUCUGAUCUCAUCCCCGGGGUCAUGCCAGUGACCACCAGCUCUGCCCUCAACAACCUGGUCUCAUCCUGUGCCUCCGCCGUGGGCGAGAGAGUGGUCUCCACCUACGAGGCUCUGUCCCUGAAGAAGAUGAUUAACUACUACUACCCUGGGGUUGGGGGUGUAGCAGGAGUACCCGGUGGGUUUCCAGGGGGACCUGCGGAGGUGCGGGUGCGUCUGGAGGAGUCCAUGCAGGGGAAGAAGAGCUGCAGCACGGGGGAUAUCCGUGAGGAGGAAGCAGAGGGCCUGAGUCGACGUCUCUCUCUGCCUGGACUCCUCUCUCAGGUGUCCCCCAGGUUGCUGCGGAGGGCCAGCCGGCCCAGGGUGCGAGCGGUGCCCCUCACCCCUGUGGGAGGGCUCCCAGAGGCGGGGGAGCUGCUCCCCUCCCUGCAGACCGAGGUGUGGAGCUGGGGGCGGGGCGAGGAGGGCCAGCUAGGCCACGGGGACAACCUCCCCAGGCUGCAGCCACUGUGCAUCAAGUGCCUGAGCAGUAAGGAGGUGGUGCUUGUGGCUGCUGGGGCACAUCACUCCCUGGCCCUGACUGCACAGUCCCAGGUCUUCUCCUGGGGUAGUAACAGCUCUGGCCAGCUGGGACACAUGGCAUCUCCUACUACUAUCCCUCGCCUUGCCAAGCUGUCUGAGGGGAUCCGUGUCUGGGACGUGGGUGCGGGGGCGCAGCACACCCUCCUCCUGGCCGAUGGGGACUGUUAUCAGCCCAUCCUUUACUAUAGCGGACAGCAGGUCAGAGAGGGGGUGCAGGACACACCCCAGGACCAGACGGAGGGGUACAGCUACACCCAGCAACCAGUGCUGCUCCCCUUCUGCAUGAACUUGGGCUACGUGAGCGGUGUAUUUGCAGGGGGCCAGAGCUGCGUGGCGCUAGCCGACCGCAACGCCAUGGGUUUCAUCGCCAGCCUCCACGAGCUGGCUACUGCCGAGAGGAAGUUCUACUGCAAGCUGAGCUCUGUGAAGAACCACAUCCUGCGCCCCCUGUUGGACCUGGAGUCGUUGAGUACAGCUCUAGGCCCGGCGUCCACAGUGCUGCUACGGAGCCUGGUGAGGUGUUAUAGCCGCCUGUGUCACCUGACUGGCCAGCACUCUGCCUCCAUCACCUCCAACCUGCGCCGCCGCCGGGAGUUUAAAAGCCUGGUUAUGCUGGAGCAUGCCAGCAUCUUCCUGGACACGUACAAUGAGUACUGCUGCUCUGUGGGUAACUUCCUGGUGAUGGGGGGCUUCCAGGCUCUGGCCAAGCCCUCGCUAGAAUUCUUUGGGAAGUGUCCAGAGCUGUUGCAGCGGCUGGCAGAGUCCAGCGAGGAGAACAUUCCUCUGAGUGACCUGUUGGUGACGCUCUUCUACCUGCCCAUGAGACACCUUCACGAGUAUGGCAGGCUGCUGCUCAAACUGGGAACCUGCUUCGAGGUGAGCUCAGUGGACUACCAGAAGCUGCAGGACGGCUGCUCUAAGUUUGAGGCCCUAGCUCUUCAUCUGAAGAGGAGGAGGAAGGAGGCAGAGUACACAUACCACUUCUGGAAGAGCUUCCCUGGCAAGAUGACGGUCAGUGGCCUGGAUUCCCUGCGUAAGCCCCGCCGGAGGCUGAUCUGUGAGAGCAGUAACAAGGCCCUGACGCUACAGAACUCUGGAAGGUUCUCUGUCAACUGGUUCAUCCUCUUCAACGAUGCACUCGUCCACGCUCAGGGCGUGGUUCCCUAUAAAAGCCUUUUCUCCACCCACCACGUCUUCCCAUUGGCCACACUGUGGGUCGAGCCAAUCCCGGAGGAGAACACUGGCCUGCAUGGACUGAAGUUGAUCUCACCUGAGGAGACCUUCACCCUGUUGGCCUGUUCUUCCAUGGAGAAGGCCAAGUGGCUUCGCUCAAUCAACCAGGCGGUGGACCAGGCCAUGACUGGGGCGGGGCAGUCAGGCUCAGGCUCGGGAGCAGGGCAGAGGGCGGAGCCUCCCAUCUCCCGGACCGCCUCCUACACCUUCUACAAGGACAGCCGUCUGAAGGAGGCCACCUACGAGGGUCGCUGGCUGGCCGGCAAGCCCAAUGGGAGGGGUGUGGUGAAGUGGCUUGAUGGGAGAAUUUACACGGGGACGUUCAAGAACGGACUGGAGGAUGGUUUUGGAGAUUACGUUAUGCCCAGCAAGACGUUGAACCUGAACGACCACUAUCAAGGCCACUGGAAAGAAGGGAAGAUGCACGGCAUCGGAACAUACAAGUAUGCUACAGGUGAGUUGUACGAGGGCUCGUUCCAGGACAACAUGCGCCACGGCCACGGGAUGCUGCGCAGCGGCACGCUGAACUCCUCCUCCCCCAGCGUCUUCAUCGGCCAAUGGGUGCACGACAAGAAGACGGGCUACGGCGUCUUUGAUGACAUCACCAGAGGAGAGAAGUACAUGGGCAUGUGGCAGGAUGACCAGCGGCAGGGCACGGGCGUCAUAGUAACCCAGUUUGGCCUGUACUACGAGGGAGCCUUCAACAACAACAAGAUGCAAGGCACAGGGGUCCUGCUGUCUGAGGACAACACCACAUAUGAAGGAGAGUUCUCGGAGGACUGGACUCUCAACGGAAAGGGUGUGCUGACUAUGCCUAAUGGGGACUACUUUGAGGGCUCCUUCACCGGGGAGUGGGGCUCCGGCCUGAAGGUCACCGGAUCCUUCUUCAAACCCAACCUCUACGACUCAGACGGGGACAAGGGUCGCGCUGUUAAGCUGGGGCGCCUGGCAGUGCCUCCGGAGGAGAAGUGGAGGGUAGUGUUUGAGGAGUGUUGGAUGAGGCUGGGCUGUGAGGCCCCUGGCCAGGGAGAGAACCAGCGAGCCUGGGAGAACAUCGCUGUAGCCUUGACCACCAGCAGGAGACAGCACAGAGACAGCCCGGAGAUGAACCUGAGUCGGACUCAAAACAGAAUGCUGGAGAGUCUGGAGUUCAUCCCUCAGCAGCAUGUUGGUCCUGUUACCAUGGAGAAGUAUGACAGUAUCCGGCGUUACCUCAUCAAGGCAUGUGACAUGCCCCUGCACCCCCUGGGCAGGCUGAUGGAGACCCUGGUGGCUGUCUACAGGAUGACCUACGUGGGGGUGGGGGCCAACCGCCGCCUUCUGCUGCAGGCUGUCAACGAGAUCAUGUCCUACCUGGCCCGCAUCUUCCAGCUCGUCAGGUUCCUGUUUCCAGAUCUGCCUGAGGAGGGUGGAGCGAUCCCUGAACCCUCCUCUGACCCCCAGGACAAGAAGGACUCCAACUGCGCAGACACCAAACUAGAAUCCCCCAAACCUGGGCGUGUGGUGAGUAGCUCCGCUCUGCUCCUGCCGGUGUUGCUGCCUCGUCUCUACCCCCCUCUCUUCACCCUGUACGCCCUGGAGAAGGAGAAGGAGGACGACGUGUACUGGGAGUGUGUCCUCCGCCUCAACAAACAGCCGGACGUGGCCCUGCUCGCCUUCCUCGGCGUGCAACAUAAGUUUUGGCCAGUUUCGGUUCCAGUGCUGGGGGAGAAGACCGAGGUUGUGUCCAGCACAAAAGAUGCCUGUUUUGCCUCUGCAACGGAGACCUUACAGCAGAUCAGCACAACGUUCACCCCAUCCGACAAGCUGCAGGUGAUCCAGCUGACAUUCGAGGAGAUCACAAAGGAAGUGAUGUCAUCUCUGGAGGAUAACUUCCUGUGGUCCAUGGACGACCUGUUUCCUGUGUUCCUCUACGUGGUGCUGCGCGCCCGGAUCAGGAACCUGGGAUCAGAGGUGAGUCUGAUAGAAGACCUGAUGGACCCCUGUGUACAGCACGGAGAACACGGCAUCAUGUUCACCACACUCAAGGCGUGUUACUAUCAGAUCCAGCAUGAGAAGACCACAUAAGAACCACAGAGAAUCUCUGUAUUGUAUACUGCAGCAGCUCUAUGUAAAGUGGCAGUCCGCCAAUUAGAGAGCAGGGAUUGGAGAGGUUUGGAGUGAUGCUGUCUCAGGGUCGUCACAGGAGGGUCACGAUGACUGACACAGGCUGCUGACUGUCCAUCUGUUCCCCCGUAGCAGGAUCCCCUCCCCCUUACAUACACACACAUACAUAAACACACACACACUACACAGCUCCCCGCUCUAACCGCUACCUUUUGGUGACCAUGUCAUCAGGCUCAUACACCUACUUGAUUGAUCAGGUUGACCUCUGUAAACCCAAGGUGUUGUAAAACUGUAUUGGCAUUUUGGCCAGUUCACCUGUCCAUAGGCUUUGUGACUCCUUAGCCCCUGAAUGAAGGAACCUGCUCCUUGAAGCCGUCUGGAAUAGGGGCUUACUGUGAUGUGCGCCGAGCCAGUGGAGUUUUAGCUUGAUGGUGGACUGUUGUGAAUAUGACUGGCUAUUUCCUAUUCGCACUACAGUAGUGGCAGAGAUGAUAACCGCCUCGUUUGUCACCCAGCUAAGGUAGUGAAAUGGAAGUCUAUGAAGAGAAACUGCAACGUUUAAAAUCCAAGUGAGACUCACCCUGAACUUGGAGCCUGUCUAAUAACAAGACCCCAUCCUGUAUGUACAGUAUGAGGUGGCAACUUCCAUUGGACCUCAGCCCUCAAAAGCACAUGUUAUUUAAUGGACCAACGCAAUACGUCACAUUGAUGCCACUUAAAACACGAAACAGGAUUUAACCUCCGUGAUAUCUGAGGCUGUGUACGGGUCGCUAGCCUGCGCUUAAUCAGAGCAACACCAGAUGAAGUUGUUUUUGUAGUUGAAAUGUCAAAUGCACACUCGGUACAGUUUUGGUGUUAUUGUUGUGUUCAUUGUUCUGGGGGGAGGGAAUCUGAACUAUACAGCUCUGUAUUCAGGUGAUUUGUGAAGAUGUGAGGUUGGGUGACGCUCUAAUGUUUCUCACGUGAUGCAGUUCAAUGACAGCCAGCUAAUGUGCACCUCAAAUGCUAGCCUUUUAAAAUAUUUCCAUUCGUACUGCGUCAUAUGUAUUUCUAACCACGCUGUUUGCGCGGUAUUUAUAAUGCUACAAGGUGUUUGUUCAGGUCACUUUGUUAUUGUACACCAGAGCUGGAAUUCAAAUGAACACCUAUAUGAAAUGUUGACAUUUGAUGGGUAACACACAGUAGAAGACUGUUUCUUUUUCUUUUUUGUUAUAAAUCUCUUCCUGCAAUAUAUAGCUCAUGUAAUGUUCAUGUUUUGGAGUUCGUCAAAUCAGAUGGAGGCUAUUACCAGGAAGCAAUAUUGUUAAUGUAUUUGUUUGGUGUGCUCCUUUUCAUGCAGACUGUCUUAUGACAGUAUGAUGCAGUAUUUGUUACUACCUGCAAGGCAAUCACUACCCUGAAGAAACUGUCUCUGUUCAACUGGUUGGGGGCUGAUCAUGCUGUAGUGGCAUUGUGACAGUUAGACAGUGGUUAUACAGUGACAUUGAAGUCUACCAAAAGCAGUUUUCUUUUUUUUAUAUCUCAAAUCUAGGCAGAAUGAUUAAUCUGGGGAAAAUAGUUUGUUACAACUAUGAAUUGAGUGUUUGAUGGAACACGCAGUACAUAAGAAUUGCUAUUUUAAACAGAAUUUGAUUGUAUCCUGGUAUUUGGUUAACUCUUUAUUCAGCUUGUUUGUAAAUUGUAUGGUCAUUCCAAGAUUUACCUCCAUUUUCCCCAAUAAUUCCUUUGGCAUGGACUGGUUAUUUCUCUGUAUAUUUGUUUACACCUGAAACACAUGACAUGAGGUGCUGCAUGAUAGGAAAUGUAUCAAGUGUUUGACCCAUAGACUGACUAACAUACAUCUUCCUUCAUAGAUUAUGUGACUGCUUGUACUGCCAGGUUAAGGUGUGUUCAAUUGGGUAGUGUUAUCUGUAUGUUGUCACAUUGGUCUUUUUUAGGGGAAUGAUGUCAACAUUUUGUCUAAUGUACAUCUUAAUGUAAAGAAAGGGCAAUAAAGUGAGCUGACAAAUUUCCCUUUUAAAUGACA
This is a messenger RNA of Oncorhynchus gorbuscha (pink salmon), 7358 nucleotides long. RefSeq names its product alsin-like. The transcript has 35 exons. NCBI's taxonomy places the organism in Eukaryota, Metazoa, Chordata, Actinopteri, Salmoniformes, Salmonidae. Bases 230 to 5293 code for a protein of 1687 amino acids. Gene Ontology annotation, molecular function: guanyl-nucleotide exchange factor activity. The record is from RefSeq and is a predicted model, not a curated record.